GACUUUUCAUUUUUGGGUGAACUAUCCCUUUAAGAGUCUUGCAUGGGCUCGCUUAGACUUGCAUGCACUUUCUGGAUUUCCUGCGCUGCUGUCAACACAAUUAAAGAUGUUUAGAGUUCAGGGACACUGAAAACAUAAAAGUUGUGUUUUGGUGGUAUAAUUGGUCCUAUUAAUUCUUCUGCAUAUUGACUCUAAGCACUGUAAAAUCACACUGUGACAUUUUGUGUAGAGAGGGCAUUGCAGGAAAUGUAUUUUAUUUUUAUUUUUAUUUUUAUGAAUGUGUUGAAAGCUGUAAAAACCUUUGGUUGUGGCUUAUGCCAUUGAGUUUUGGCUUGUGGUUGUGAUGUGGGCCUCAUUUAAAAGUACAACAGACGCUCAAAGUCAGAUUUUGUGUUUAUGUGCAUGUGAAAACUAAGCACUAGUAAAAGAAUUUAUGCAUGCUGGUGAAUUAUUUCAAUUACUGACUGUACAUUGUUUAUUCACAAACACUGUGGCUAUUGGUGUUUGUGUGUUUUUUGGCCUUGUGAACACAAACACAAGUUGUUGUUUUAUCUGUGAUAGAGUUCUCUCCUAAUGAAAUAUGUACACACAGCCUACCCAUGUAACACUGUCCUGACUUGAACCAGGAACUGUGAGUGAAUGUGCUUGUAUUUGUCAAAUGUCCACAUGUUUAGACUGCUGUGUUUAAAGGAGAGCACAAAGAAUUAAGUGAAAUCAUCAAUAUUAAUCAAACAAUCUGUCUAAUUGGUCUAAUUAAUCAAACAGUUGUCUAAUAUCAGUCUAUAACUGUCAAUGCUUACAUAACUCUUGUUGGAAAAAAGAAUUUGAGAAUUUGACACUCAUGUCAUUGUAUUUACAAAUGAUUUGAGGAACAAUUGUUUCAAACUAGAAAAGGAAAGUUUGUCAAGAAAAACGUUGAAUGUUGGCUAGAGUCUUGUCUGAAAGUUGAAAAAAGCCUUCUGAUGGGGGCCUGGGUAGCUCAGUGAGUAUUGAUGCUGACUACCACACCCGGAGUCAUGAGUUCGAAUCCAGGGUGUGCUGAGUGACUCAAGCCAGGUCUCCUAAGCAACCAAAUUGGCCCAGUUGCUUGGGAGGGUAGAGUCACAUAGGUUAACCUCCUUGUGGUCACUAUAAUGUGAUUCUCACUCUCGGUGGGGCGUGUGGUGGGUUGUGCGUGGAUGCCACGAAGAAUAGCGUGAAGCCUCCACAUGCGCUAUGUCUCCACAGUAACGUAUGUUGGUCUCAGAGGCGGAGGCAACUGAGAUGCGUCCUCCGCCACCCGGAUUGAGGCGAGUCACUAUGCCACCAUGAGGACUUCGAUCACAUUGGGAAUUGGGCAUUCCAAAUUGUGGAGAAAUGGUAGAAAAAAAAUAAUAAAAAAAAAUAAAAAGGCUUUCUGAUGUCUGAAGUAUAAAUACUUGGGCAGUUUGAAAAGAGAUUUGAAGUUUGAAGGCCAUUUUUUUUAAAAAUCUUGGGUGGUUUGAAGUAGGAUUUUGACGUUUGAAGAAUAGGCCUUAUGUAGUGAGUGAAUACUUGGGCGAUUUGGUUUAUUAUAGCAUUUCUAAAUAUCAGUAUCGGCCAUUGAAAAACACAUAUCAGACUACCACUAACUCAGAGCCAGUCUCUGAACAGUCAGUCGAUAAAAGUGGGAUUUGGGAUUUUUCAGGAUUUUUCUUUUUUUUUUCUCUCUCUUUUUUUUUUAUAUAUUUUUUUAUUGUCCGUUACAGGAAAACUGUAAGUCCUAUCAAUUAGGGGGAAGUCAGUACAGCCUAAAGUACUAUAAAGAGUUUAGAAGUCAUAGCUUGAAAGCUUUAGGAGUAAUGUUAGUCAUAAAGUUUGAUUUUGGGUUAGGGAUUUUGAAAAAACCCUGAUAAAAGACGUGGAACUGUGAGGCUGGAACUGUUGCAGACGCUGAACAUGGGGAGCCUGAGAGAUCUUUUAUGUUCAACCUUGAUGACUAAUGACUGCAGAACUCCCAUCCAAGAGGUCUGGAUACUGGCCAUACACCGAUGAUGAAGAUGUGCGAUACACAGGCGUGCCAUGGUGUGCCCCAGUGAAGGUCAAACACGGUCACGUUAGCUGCCAGUCACCACACGGGGAACGUUAUAAGAAUGUCCUGGGAACUCGGUGUAAGAUCCGAUGUAAGACAGGCUACGAGAUGCACGGCAGCAGUGAGAUCCUCUGUAUGGCCAGCAAGCAGUGGUCAGGAAACUACGCCUGCAGAGAGGUCCGUUGUCCUAAACUGGCCAUGCCGUCUAAUGGAGGUUUUAAAUGUUCAGACGGGUCCUACUUCAACUCCCGCUGCCAGUUCUUCUGCUCACCAGGAUACACUCUCCGUGGAGACAACAGCGCCACCUGCCAAAGCAGUAGAACGUGGAGCGGUGGCAACAGUGUGUGCUUGGAUGUGGAUUCUCCAGUUAUUAAGUGUCCUAAUAUUAAGGAGAAGACAGCUGAACCUGGGAAACUCACCGCCAAAGUGACAUGGGACACACCAGAGGGAAAAGACACAGCGGACGGCAUCCUAACAGAUGUUGAACUGAAAGGAAAACCACCAGGCACGCACUUCCCAGAAGGAAAUCAUAAAUUAUCGUACACGGUUUUAGACCGGGCUGGAAACAAAGCGACCUGCAGGUUCAAUGUUCGAGUGAGAGUGCGUCGAUGUACUCCUCUCUCUGUCCCUGACAAUGGCUGGAUGAAAUGUGACAGCGGGGGUGAUAAUUACGGGGCCACAUGCGAAUUCCGCUGUCUGGGUGGCUACGAGCUGAGGGGCAGCGCUGCCAGAGUGUGCCAGUUUAACAUGGAGUGGUCUGGCCUGGAGACUUCCUGCGCUCCUAUGAAUAUUAAUGUUGGUGUGCGCUCUGCUGCCGCACUACUGGAUCAGUUCUAUGAGAAACGGCGCCUUUUGGUAAUCUCUGCCCCCUCUGCUGCCAAUCACUACUACAGAUUCCAGAUGACUAAUUUACAGCAUGCACAGUGUGGUCUGGACUUGAGGCAUGUGACAGUGAUAGAGCUGGUUGGGGUGUAUCCUGCUCAGAUUGGCCGCAUCAGACAUAGACUCAUCCCUCCAGGACUUGCUCUACAACUCAGGUUACUGCUGCAGCUGUCUCAGAACUCAUUUAACAUGGUGCUGUUGGACAAACAGGGUGUGGAUAAGCAACGCUACACUUUCCCCAUCACAUCAGCAGAGAUCUUCACCACCAUUGACACCUUUCCUUUGCGCACUGAGGAGGCCAUGCUACAGAAAGAGGCUGGGCAUGGCUGCUAGACACACACACACACACACAGUUCCUUAUUCUUUUGUACUGGGUAUAAGGCUAACCAAACUACGCGAGUCUGGAUAGAGCUGCUACAUCUUAUAUUGAAAACACAUAUGCACACACAUCUUUUAACACAAAUGCAUGAGUGAAUCUCUGUUGUUUGUCUUUUUUUUAUUUGUCUCUAUUUAUGUCUGAGUGAAGUCCACUUUUCUAAAGAAAUACUACCAAAGCCAUCUUAAAGGGUUAGUUCACCCAAAAAUUCAAAUUGUCUCAUGAUUUACUUACCUUUAAGUGAAGAUUUUUAUAAGCAGAUUUCAGCUCAGUUUGUCCAUACAAUGGGUUCCAACAGUCUGCUGGCUAUUUGACGGUCCAAAAGGCAUAUUUAGGCAGCAUAAAAGUAAUCCACAUGACUCCAGUCGAUCAAUUAAUGUCCUCUGUAGCAAAUCGAUAAUUAAAAAAUUAAUUUUUUUUACUUUAAAUCGUUGCUUCCGCCCAGCGCUGUAUUACUGUUUCAAAUGAACUAACUCUCGCAUGACUUUCAUUCCUUUGUUGUAGUGAUGGAGUCGACUCCAAAAGAGUCGAUUCCUCGACUGUGACUUGUCCUAGAAUUGGAGUCGACUAUGAUACAGGAAUUGAUUCUUUUGUUCGUCUCCGUAACUUUACGAACAGGACUUUGUGAUUGGCUCAAAAUAAUGAAUUGUCAUUCUUAAGAACCAAUCACAUCCUCUACAGACACCACCUCAUUCAUCAUGUGCGUUUAAGUGAGAGAUAAUGUGCAUGCUUGCAAAAGAUAGAGAGGGUGUGAGAUUUUAAAACUUUCAGAAGCUUGUGUAGUAUUACAUCAAUGCAAGGGAAAGUGGUUGGAGAAGUGGAUUCUCCCAGUUUGUCUAGUUUGUCUUGUCAACGUCUGGAGUCAGGAAUUGGAAUCAACUCCAAAAAACUCGAAAUCGAACACCCCUACUUUGUUGUUUACAAAGCGCGCGCUUCCGACUUCUCGCAUGAACACGCCAUAGCGCUUACAUCACUGAAGUUUUUAAUUAUCAAUUUAUUUUUUUACACAAACUCAUCAAUUUGCUUCAGAAGACAUUAAUUGAUUAACUGGAGUUGUGUGGAUUACUUUUAUGUUGCCUGUAUAUGCCUUUUGGACCAUCAAACAGCCAGCAGCCUGAUGGCACCCAUUAACUUGCAUUGUAUGGACAAACAGAGCUGAAAUAGGCUUAUAAAAAUCUUCAUUUUGGUUCUGCUGAAGAAGGAAAGUCAUACACAUCUCAGAUGGCAUAAAGAUAAGUAAAUCAUGAGAGGAUUUUCAUUUUUGGGUGAACUAAACCUUUAAUGUAAUAAAGGCCUUUUUGAUGAUUGACAAUUGAGAGUAUUGAACUCAGAUUUCUUAAAAUGCCUGUCAUGUUUAUCUUGGUCUGGUUUAUUAAAUAAAUAUGCUCAAAAAAUUCUUUCAAAAAUGUAUACUUGUACCUAUUUUAAAUACUUUGAUUUAUAGUCAUCAGGACAACAUUUGGGUAAUGUUGUGAUCCUUAUUUUUUUCUGGACCUGUUAAUUUAUUCAAAAAGACAUUAAAAAUACAAUUCAUGGGCA
This is a messenger RNA of Myxocyprinus asiaticus (Chinese sucker), 4847 nucleotides long. Its product is annotated as sushi repeat-containing protein SRPX-like. The record is from RefSeq and is a predicted model, not a curated record. Lineage: Eukaryota; Metazoa; Chordata; Actinopteri; Cypriniformes; Catostomidae. The transcript is spliced from 10 exons. The coding region runs from base 1961 to 3265 and encodes 434 amino acids.